Glycine soja is the source of this 558-nucleotide messenger RNA. RefSeq lists its product as uncharacterized. The coding region runs from base 97 to 354 and encodes 85 amino acids. The record is from RefSeq and is a predicted model, not a curated record. Lineage: Eukaryota; Viridiplantae; Streptophyta; Magnoliopsida; Fabales; Fabaceae. The transcript is spliced from 2 exons.
UGUAAAAAAAAGACUUGGAAGAUAUAUAUCUGUCAAAAGGAGAAAGGCGCGGGAAGAGAGAAAGUUAGUUACGCGUGGUGGCAUUUUUCAUUGGAAAUGGAAAAGUGUGCGAAAUCGGAAGCAGCGGCCUCACUGCGUCGCUGUGCGAAAGCUGCAUUGCUUCUCCACAGCUUGAAUUCCACAAUCUCCCAAGAUCAGGAGAAGUGGAAGAGAGAAAUCCAUGACCUGAAAAGGGAAUUGCUGAAGGAGCGUUUCAUGAGGAAGAAGAUGAAGCUCUGCGCCUUCACGGAGUUGUUCGCUGAGCUCCUCUUGUUGCUCUCCGUUUGGACCUUCGUCCUCUUCUACUUUCUUUGAUCCGUUCCUCUGCUCUAUUAUACUUUCGCUUUAAUUAGCUCGUUGAUGACUUGAACGAAUCGUUAGUUGUAAAAUCACGCGUUUUCGUUUAUUCGUGAAUCGCAUUCACGGUGUUUGGACAUCACUGUAAGUGUAGGCUAUAUGUCAAUGUGGCUGUUUAAUGUUGCGUCAUGUCAUUGAAUUGAAUCAGGUUUUGAUUGAAAA